Molecule: messenger RNA, 2384 nt
Organism: Anopheles moucheti
Lineage: Eukaryota; Metazoa; Arthropoda; Insecta; Diptera; Culicidae
Gene: nAChRbeta1
Product: acetylcholine receptor subunit beta-like 1
Exons: 5
Coding region: 265-1824 (519 amino acids)
Biological process (GO): nervous system process; chemical synaptic transmission; signal transduction
Cellular component (GO): neuron projection; synapse; postsynaptic membrane
Molecular function (GO): transmembrane signaling receptor activity; acetylcholine-gated monoatomic cation-selective channel activity
Source: RefSeq, a predicted model, not a curated record
UCAAACACCACCAGACCUGGUUGGCGAACCAACCCCAUUCAGGCGACGCAGUGCAAAACACACAGUGCGAUAGCACCAGUGCCCACAGUAGAGCGGAGCGCCUGCCUUUCCUGUAUUGCCCCGCAACAGACAAAGGAGUCCCGGUUGGUGGUGCGGCAGGACGGCAGGGCUGGGUACGACGGACCGCGUGCAGAGGCGUUGGCCCUCGUGACGUAGCGUGCUCGGAAUUCGGAAACAAACGGGUAUUGGGUGGUGGUUGCCGCGAUGCGUCCGAGGUUGGUGAUCUUGUCGGUGCUGUUGGCACUGCAGCAGUACCUCGGAACUGGUUCAUGUUCGGAGGAUGAGGAACGGUUGGUUCGAGACCUGUUCCGUGGUUACAACAAGCUCAUUCGUCCGGUACAAAAUAUGACACAAAAGGUGGAUGUACGGUUCGGGCUCGCUUUCGUGCAACUUAUCAACGUGAACGAGAAGAAUCAAAUUAUGAAGUCGAACGUCUGGUUGCGGUUGGUGUGGAGUGACUACCAGCUACAGUGGGACGAAGCUGAUUACGGUGGUAUCGGUGUACUGCGGUUACCUCCGGACAAAGUGUGGAAACCAGAUAUCGUGCUGUUCAAUAAUGCCGACGGUAACUACGAGGUGCGCUACAAAUCAAACGUACUAAUCUACCCGAACGGUGAGGUGCUAUGGGUACCGCCCGCCAUCUAUCAAAGCUCGUGCACUAUCGACGUCACCUACUUCCCGUUCGAUCAGCAAACCUGCAUCAUGAAGUUCGGCUCGUGGACGUUCAACGGUGAUCAGGUGUCGCUCGCCCUGUACAACAACAAAAACUUCGUCGAUCUGUCCGACUACUGGAAGUCGGGCACGUGGGACAUCAUCGAAGUGCCCGCCUACCUCAACGUGUACGAGGGCAACCCGACGGAGACGGACAUCACGUUCUACAUCAUCAUCCGGCGCAAGACACUCUUCUACACGGUCAACUUGAUCCUGCCGACGGUGCUGAUUUCGUUCCUUUGCGUGCUCGUCUUCUAUCUACCGGCGGAAGCCGGCGAGAAGGUAACGCUCGGCAUCAGUAUUCUCCUGUCACUGGUUGUGUUUCUGUUGCUGGUGUCGAAGAUUUUACCACCGACCUCGCUGGUGCUGCCACUGAUCGCCAAGUAUCUGCUGUUCACCUUCAUCAUGAACACGGUCUCGAUCCUGGUGACGGUGAUCAUCAUCAACUGGAACUUCCGUGGGCCGCGCACGCACCGCAUGCCGAUGUGGAUCCGGUCCGUCUUUCUCCAUUAUCUGCCCGCGAUGCUGCUGAUGAAGCGUCCGCGCAAGACACGCCUCCGCUGGAUGAUGGAGAUGCCGGGUAUGAGUGUGCCGCCGCAACCCCACACCCAUCCGUCGUACGGUUCACCGGCCGAGAUACCGAAGCACAUCAGUGCGCUCGGUGCGAAACAGUCGAAGAUGGAGGUGAUGGAGCUGUCCGAUCUGCACCAUCCCAACUGCAAGAUGAACCGGAAGCUCAACAGUGGCGAUCUCGGCAUCGGUGCGGACAGCUGCCGCCGGGAGAGCGAAAGCUCCGACUCGAUACUGCUCUCACCGGAGGCGAGCAAGGCAACGGAGGCGGUCGAGUUUAUUGCAGAGCAUCUGCGCAACGAAGAUCUCUACAUACAGACACGGGAGGACUGGAAGUACGUCGCGAUGGUGAUCGAUCGGUUGCAGCUGUACAUUUUCUUCAUCGUCACCACAGCUGGCACGGUUGGCAUACUGAUGGAUGCACCGCACAUCUUCGAGUACGUCGAUCAGGACCGCAUCAUCGAAAUCUACCGUGGCAAGUAAACCGCCAGGGACAGGUACACAAGCACACGCGCACCAUCCAGCACAGUGUCGCGAAAAAGAUGAGUAACCCUAAUCCCGUAUCUGCACAUGCGGGGUACUACGGUGCACAAACCGACACAAUCGGACACUUCUGCUAGCAGGUCCGCACCCGCAUAGCGGAUGUGUAGUGCCUGAUAAGUAAGUAAGUAUGUAUGGUUUUGUACACCCGGUAUCAUAUGGAGGACGUGUUAAAUGUUCCUGACAACACACUCGAUUAGCAUUCCUCGCAAAGUAAGCAGCAAAAAAAACACACCUAAAUCUCCCCUCAUUUUGGCACAUUGAGGAGUCGCAUCUCCGCGCACUAAGCAUCUUCAAACAUUUUGACGCGGACAGCCACAGUCUGCCAGAACCGUAAUGCAUUCCUUCAGGUUCAGAAAAAUAGUUGCCUACACAUUUGCUAACACAACAACCGCAAGCGAGAUCAUAUUGGGGCUCCAACGAUGAGCCUCAAUAUAGGUAGAAACGUAUCGGUUUUGUUUUUGCAAUAAAAAGAAACUACUAGCGUGGCGUCGCCGCCUCUG